Molecule: messenger RNA, 2049 nt
Organism: Lolium rigidum
Lineage: Eukaryota; Viridiplantae; Streptophyta; Magnoliopsida; Poales; Poaceae
Product: pentatricopeptide repeat-containing protein At2g13600-like
Exons: 2
Coding region: 1-1470 (489 amino acids)
Biological process (GO): RNA modification
Molecular function (GO): RNA binding; protein binding
Source: RefSeq, a predicted model, not a curated record
AUGUGGGAUUGGGACGCUACCUCCCUCGCCGGCGCUCUCAAAUCCGCCGCCACUCGCCGCUCUGCGAACCACGUCAAGCCCCUCCAGGCGCUCCUGCUUAAGCUCGGCCUCUCAGCGUCCGCCAUCCUAUCCACCUCGCUCGCGCACCUUGCACUCCGCUGCGGUCUUCCAGGUUACGCCCGCUUGCUGUUCGACGAAAUGCCCCGCCGGGACGUGGUCUCCUGGACGUCCCUCAUUACCGGCCACGCCCACCAGGGUCUGCAUGCUGAUUCUUUGUCCCUUUUCCGGCGCAUGGUGGAAUCUGGCGUUGCUCCCAACGGGUACACGCUGUCCGGUGGGCUGCUCGCGUGCGCCGGGGUUGGCCAGGCCGCCCUUGCUAUCGGGAAGGAAAUUCAUGCCAGGGUUGUGAAGAUGAGUAUGUAUGGCCCGGUCGAUUCGGUUGUGGAGAACGGAGUUCUUGACAUGUACACGAGAUGCGGUAAUGUUGACUGCGCCAGGAGAGUGUUUAGGGUGAUGGCGGCAAGGGACAUCGUUGCGUGGAACUCGAUGAUGGCUGGUUGUCUCGGCAGUGGCCAACCUGAGGAGGCCGUGGCGUUGUUUGCGUCAAUGGUGUCUUUUGGGGUUGGCACAGAUGGAUUCUCGUGUGCAAUAAUUGUCGAUGCGUGCGGGGAGCUGGCAUUGUUGAAGCAGGGGAUGCAGGUGCAUGCACGGGUUAUUCGUGGUGGAUUUGAGUGGGAUAUGGUUGUCAGGAACUCCUUGGUGGAUAUGUAUGCAAAGUGCGGUUGUGUUGACUCAGCAGAGCUUGUCUUUAAGGGUGCACCAUCACUGGACUCUGUUCUGUGGACUACGAUGAUCUCAGCUUAUGGAAAGUCUGGCCGUGCACAAGAUGCAGUAUCUAUGUUUGAUAGGAUGGCACAUUUGGGCAUAAAAAGAGAUGGAGUAGCAUAUCUUGCGGUGUUGUCAGCUUGUAGCCAUGGCGGACUUGUUCGGGAAGGUUGGCACUACUUCAAGGUUCUGUUUGAUGGCCAGAGCUCGGUUAAGCUGCAGCCUGAGCACUACGGUUGCAUGGCAGAUCUUAUUUGCAGGAGAGGUUGCCUACAAGAUGCUCUUGAAUUCAUUGAGAGCAUGCCAUUUGACUCGAGUGUUGCUGCUUGGAGUGCAUUGCUUAAUUCAUGUCGAAUCUAUAGGGAUGCUAAGUUGGGUCAGCUUGCAGCAUCUCGUCUACUCGAGCUUGAUCCGGGGAACCACAGUAACUGGGUUGCUCUAUCAAGUAUACAUGCGUUGGAGGGAGAUUGGCAUGAGACCUGGAUGAUCAGGGAGAGCAUGAACAAAGAGUGGGUGAAGAAAGAGCCUGGAUGUAGUUGGGUCGAGCUGCAGGAUGGGGUUCAUGUCUUUCUAAUGGCUGACCAGUCUCACCCUGAAUUGGUUAGUGUACUGCAGACUCUCGAUUCUUUGAAGGAAGAUAUAUAGAGGAUGCCUUCAUAAGAAGCAUACGAUGAACAAGUUUUUGCGAGGCUCUUUGGUCGGAGCUCCUUUAAAUCUUGCCGGAGAGUGCGACGUUGUCCUAGCUGGUUAUUUUCCUUGCAACUAGUGUGACCAGUUCCAUCAAAUAGGUUUGGAGAUGAAAAUACAUCCUUUGCAGAUGUGCCAUUACAGCAAGAGUUAUAACUAAGGACUAGUGCCUUGCUGCAUAUAUGUGGGAUGCAAAAACGAGACCACGUACAGAAGACGAUAGGAUUACAAGAAAAGUUCCAUUGAAGUGUAUAUCUACCCAGGUCAAGUUUCUAUCCUUAACUUGUACUGUAGUCAAGAAGGAAAAGAAACCAUUUUGCUAAAAGUUGCGCCCAUGUUUCAGUUCAAACAGUGUUGGUUUGCCUCUAUAUAUCAGUCUAUUGUACGUCUUGAUUGCUAGACAUCAGGAGACCAACUACACAUAUGUGAUACAUUCUGCAAAAUAUUAACAUUUCCUUGAAAGAGAAGAACUUAGGCAGAAUGGUUGUGUUUUACUCCUUGAGGAUCAGACUACGCAUCUGAGACUCCAUGCUUUAA